This is a messenger RNA of Dentiscutata heterogama, 1269 nucleotides long. The record is from the annotation of a GenBank genome assembly. Lineage: Eukaryota; Fungi; Glomeromycota; Glomeromycetes; Diversisporales; Gigasporaceae.
AUGGGGGCAGUCUUUGCGUUAUUCUCUGGUUGGUAUUACUGGUCACCAAAAAUCCUUGGUCACCCUUACAAUGAAUUGCUAGGUCAUAUUCACUUCUGGGCUCUAUUUAUUGGUGUAAACUUAACAUUUAUGCCUAUGCACUUUUUGGGGCUCGCAGGGCAACCACGUCGGAUUCCUGAUUACCCGGAUGCCUAUGCGGGUUGGAAUCUUAUGGCAUCUUUCGGUUCUAUUAUCUCACUUAUGGCUACUUUAGUAUUCCUUUAUCUUCUAUACGUUCAAUUAAGCUCUCGUGUCCAAGUCUCCGCUAAUCAUUGGGCUAUUCCUUCGUUCUUUGAGUCCAAUAUUCCUACUACUCUCACUUCCUCGGCUCCUACCCUUGAGUGGUUACUUACUUCUCCAGCUCCCUUUCAUCACUUCAACGAGUUACCUAUUUCCUCUGAAAAUUCCCCCCCAAGUUGGCGGGGCUUUGGCCCCCGGGCCUACGGCCGCCUUAGAGGCGAAACACGACCGGAUGAAAGAAUCAAUCUUGAAGUUAAAGUAGGAACAGGAGGAUUCCUGACGAAAAGGAAAGAGGAGACCAGGCAUAAGCCUCGAGGUAUUACCAUUAUUGAUAAUGACUUUUGGCUGCUAGCGAGGCAUAAUACCAACUUGUACCGUAUCGCUGAAAGGAAGAUAGCAAGGCAAUUUCGCUUAUUUCAAAGCUCUUCAGUUCAUUUAAUGCCACUUUUACCUGUAGUAGCCCCCUUUUGGAUUCCUGCCAUUGAGGAAGCAGUCAGUACACCAUGGUUUCUUGGGUGGGUUCUUUCGCUGGAUUCCUCUGAUAAAGACGACUGGUGCUUGUUGCACCAUCCUACUUUCAGUGAUUUUGCUGAGCGAAGUCAAAGCUUCUUUUCAGGCUUCUUAACAGCUUUCCUUACUAAGUAUCUUCUUCUAAAAUGUCUUCCCAAACAUCUAUUCAAUCCUCAAAUGUCCAUUAUUGCUAGGAAAAUAACCUAUACCGUUGAGUAUAGCUCUACUUCUCGUCCCUCGAAAAGUCAGCAAAUAGCUUCCCUUUCUGACGAAGUCGCUUCUCUUCGCUCUCAAGUGGACUUCAUGUCCAGCUUUCUCUUGUUCCUUUGGGACGAGUAUGGUGAUGACUUUUCUUCCUCUUACAAGGACGUAUCUCGAUUCUCUAGAGAGGGUUCCACUAAAGGAAUUUCAUUCUUUGGAGACUCCUCCAGCGAGUCGGCCUUGAUUCUUGAAGAUGAUUCUCCCGGGGGCUUCAGAUAA